This is a messenger RNA of Penaeus monodon (black tiger shrimp), 421 nucleotides long. RefSeq lists its product as uncharacterized. The record is from RefSeq and is a predicted model, not a curated record. Lineage: Eukaryota; Metazoa; Arthropoda; Malacostraca; Decapoda; Penaeidae. Gene Ontology annotation, cellular component: membrane. The coding region runs from base 80 to 421 and encodes 113 amino acids. The transcript is spliced from 3 exons.
GGCUUGGCCGAGACAUAACAGGGUGGUCUGGGUGUCCAUCGUGUCAUGCAGGAAAGGCUCGGGCUUUCGGGUUCAAAACAUGUCGCAGCUGAGUGAAUAUGAGACCUUCGAGCCCACAACCCAUCCCUGGGGGGUCACAAUAUCCUUAAUAUCCUUCCUGGCCAUUGUGAUAUCCUUCUGCUCGCCUUACUGGCUCAAAAACGACGGCGAGCUGAGUGAGGGCCAUUUCCUAAACACGGGUCUUUGGGAAGCCUGUUUCAGCAAUUACCAUGACUAUACCUACCGCUACGACAGAAUUUAUGAUGGCUGCUACUGGACAUUGGACGAGGAAACCCAUGUUAUAGCAGAGCAGCUAAGACGACGUGAGUAUUUUAAGUGUAAUUUAUAUGCUGAAAUGGGUGCCUUAACUAGCCAGCUAUAG